This is a messenger RNA of Sinocyclocheilus grahami, 1051 nucleotides long. RefSeq names its product retinaldehyde-binding protein 1-like. Gene Ontology annotation, cellular component: membrane. The record is from RefSeq and is a predicted model, not a curated record. NCBI's taxonomy places the organism in Eukaryota, Metazoa, Chordata, Actinopteri, Cypriniformes, Cyprinidae. Bases 105 to 1043 code for a protein of 312 amino acids. Gene Ontology annotation, molecular function: phosphatidylinositol bisphosphate binding. The transcript has 8 exons.
UUAAUCUCUCAGUAAACUGUGCCCGCCUGCACCCCUCAUCCAGCCCUGCACUUCUCAAUCUCCCUCGGCUGAGUUCCGUUCAGCCACUGGAGGAUCUCAGCAUCAUGGCUGCUACCGGAACAUUUCGUAUGGUGUCUGAGGAGGAGCAGGCGUUACGCACUAAACUCGAACAUCUGAGCAUUAAGGACCACGGUCCAGUUUACGGACCCUGCAAGAAACUACCGGAUCACACAAAACAGAAGGCUAAAGAUGAACUGAAUGAAACGGAGGAGAGGAAAGUGUCUUCCAUAAAGGAAUUGAGGGCCAUGAUACAAGAAAAGGCAAGCGAAGGGGACAAUAUUGCUAAAGCUGUGCAAGAAAAAUUUGAGAACCAACCAGAUUCCCUUCUUCUGAGAUUCAUACGUGCCCGAAAGUUUGACGUGACCAGAGCACACGAGCUUAUGAAAGGUUAUGUGCGUUUUAGGCGAGACUAUCCAGAGUUGUUUGAGAAUUUAACUGCAGAGGCUGUGCGCAGUGCCAUUGAAGCCGGAUACCCACGAAUCCUCUCCACCAGAGACAAGUACGGCCGAGUGGUGCUGCUCUUCAACAUCAACAACUGGGAUCUGGAGGAGGUCACUUUUGAUGAAACUCUAUGUGCCUACUGCAUAAUCCUUGAGAAACUUCUAGAAAACGAAGAGACCCAAAUCAAUGGCUUUGUCCUCAUUGAGAACUUCAAGGGCUUCACGAUGCAGCACGCGUCUGGAAUCAAACACACCGAGCUGAAGAAGAUGGUGGACAUGCUACAGGACUCUUUCCCGGCCCGAUUCAAGGCAGUGCAUGUGAUCCACCAGCCCUGGUACUUCACAACCACCUAUAACGUGGUGAAGCCCUUCAUGAAGAGCAAACUGCUGGAAAGGGUUUUUGUUCACGGUGACGAGCUGGAUGGCUACUUCAGGGACUUUGGUGCUGAAAUCCUUCCUCCGGAUUUCGAUGGGACGGGUCCCGACUGUGACGGCAAAGAGACGGCGAUCAAGCUGUUUGGAUCUGAAGAUACAGCCCUUUAAACCACCCA